Platichthys flesus (European flounder) is the source of this 10671-nucleotide messenger RNA. RefSeq names its product A kinase (PRKA) anchor protein 6 (gene akap6). The transcript has 23 exons. Bases 195 to 8033 code for a protein of 2612 amino acids. NCBI's taxonomy places the organism in Eukaryota, Metazoa, Chordata, Actinopteri, Pleuronectiformes, Pleuronectidae. The record is from RefSeq and is a predicted model, not a curated record.
UCACCAUCCCUCACCCUGCCUCACCCUCUCUCUCUCUCUCUCGCUCGCUCUCUGCAUCCUCCAGCAUCCGACAGAAGAGAGGAGGAAAAACAGGGAACGAGAUGAACUGAAGGAGGAGAAGAAGAAGACGAGAGAUGUGUUCACAGUGACGUUCGUUCGCCCACAGUAGGAUCCCCGCCCGUCUCUCUCACACCAUGAGCAUCUUAGCUCUCUCACCCGUGGCCCCCGAGCCCCCGUCCCCCAUGAUCACCUCCGUCACACCCGUCACCCCGACCCUGGACCCCCGCAGCUCCACCUGCCCCACUGCCCGUCUCAGCCAGGCUCUGGAGAACCAGUCCCAGGACAGGGCCUCCUCGCUGGGCCCCGGCCCGAGCCAUGGACCUCAUCUGGGUGGAGACCCCUCCAAGAGGUCAAAGAAGCCUCCGCCCCUCCACACCGGCGCCGACUGGAAGGUGGUCCUCCACCUGCCGGAGAUCGAGACGUGGCUGAGAGCGACCAGCGACCGGGUGACGCAGCUGACUCACUCUGCGGGACAGGACGGGGACAACAGACACGUGGACGUCCACCUGGUGCAGCUCAAGGACAUCUGUGAGGACAUCUCAGACCAUGUGGAGCAGAUUCACGCUCUGCUGGAGACGGAGUUCUCCCUGAAGCUUCUGUCCUACUCCGUCAACAUCAUCGUGGACAUCAGGACGGUGCAGCUGCUGUGGCACCAGCUCAGAGUGUCCGUCCUCGUCCUGAAGGAACGUCUCCUCCAGGGUCUGCAGGACUCCAACGGGAACUACACCCGUCAGACGGACAUCCUGCAGGCCUUCAGCCAGGACCAGCAUCAGACUCGUCUGGAUGCGCUGACCGAGGUGGACGACUGUGGUCAGCUGACCAUUCGCUGCAGCCAGGACUACUUCUCUCUGGACUGUGGGAUCACCGCCUUCGAGCUGAGCGACUACAGCCCGGGUGACGAGUCCGAGGCGCAGGGAGCAGAACCAGACGACCAGGACCCCCCCCAGGACCAGGAGCUCCCUCGGGACCAGAGCCCCCUCCCAGACCUGGGGUCAGUGGAGAGCGAAGGACCCUGCCCCUCAAACCCAGAGCUCUGCAACAGUUUACCUGAGCUCACCACGCCUGGUGACUUCAUAAACCACAACCAUUCUCCAUCAUUAUUACCCAUAAUUCAGUGUGGCACGCCUGGCCACAGUGAAGGUGUCAAGCGCCCCCUGCAGGGCGUGAGCCACAGCACCGAGGUGUCACCCACUCAGCCAUCAGUCCCCAAGAGAGCGGCCCUGUACUCAGACAGAAGAACCAGGAGCGAGCACACAAGGGGAGGUUCAGGGAAGGUCAGCCCGCUCUCUGGCCUCCAGUUCCAGGCCGAGCUGAGUCGAAGCACCCCCUCCCUCAUGGAUCCUCCAGACCGCUCCAAGUUCUGGUUGGAACUGGACUCGGUUUAUCCGGAAAAUGUGUCACAGUCCUACGAGAGCCUGCAGGUCAUGAACGGGCGAAACCUGCGGAGAAACCACGAGAGCUCCAGACACGGUGGAGGUUUCGAGGGGCGCAUGCAGAGACCGCUGCCCGACCAGAGGAGCUCAUCUGUGGCCGGACCGAACCUCAACGCCCCCCUGCCUCCACUGGAGCCUGUGUCUCAGGAUGAAAUAUCAAACCAAAUGGAAAGGACGCAGAAGGAGACACAUGCACACAGCGAGGGGGACUCGGACUCCUCGUUGCCCUCACCCAUGAGGGAGCAGCUCCUCCUUUCAGACCUGGAGGCGUCUAGAGAGGAGUCGGACCCCAGACCACCUCCCGGCAAGACGGCGGUCUGGAUCGUGAAGCGCCAAGAGCAGAAGGGGGCGCUGGUUUCACCCAGAGCCAGUCCAGACCGGGAGCACUGGUAUGGGUCAGAAGAGUUCCUGGCUCUCCCCGCUCAGCUCCGGAAGACGGAGAUGCUCACUAUGAAACUGGAGAGUCUGGCUCAGUCCAUCCCGAUGCGACCCGGUGACUCCGACCCGGAGGCGCUGCAGGACGUGGACGACUGGGACCUGACGGAGCUCAACACAGACUGGGACACCGGGGACAAUGUGUCCAGCGUGGGCGAGAGCGGGGACGACAAUCCCUCUCCUCUGCCGCCACUGCUUCCUUACAGACGACACCUGGUCUGCCGCUUUAGCCCCACCUCCUCCAGUGAUAUAGCGCCCUCUGUGGGCGAAAGCAUAGAGUCCGGCCCGUUAAGCGACCUUCAGUCUGAAGAGGACGAGGGGCGGGGCUCUGUGGAGGGGCGGGGCUCUGGGGAGGGGCGGGGCUCUGCGGAGCGCCCCCUGCAGCUGACAGCGUCUUUAAUGGACGGACGUGGGGGUGUGUCCCUGCUGCAGGAGCUGCUGGAGGACAUUCAGACUCAGGACAAAGACCCCGACGUCUGGAGGAAGAUCGAGUGUUUCGUGCAGCAGCUGGACGGGUUCAUCUCGUGGCUGCAGGGGGCGCUGGACAGCACCGAGAACUGGACGCAGCCCAGACAGGAUCUGGACAGCCUCGGGGUUUACCUGGACACACACCUGAGUUUCAAGAUGAACGUGGACAGUCACAGUGUUCUGAAGGAGAGCGUGGUGGAGGAGGGAAGAGCCCUGCUCGCCGUCAUCACCUCCCACCAAUCAGGUCUGAAGGAUAUCCUCCUCAUGGUUUCCAGCCAAUGGGAUCAGCUGCAGCGGCAGGUCCGGCGCCAACACGGCUGGAUGCUCCGCGCCCUGCGCUGCAUCCAGGCCCGCCUCCUCCACAGCUGCCAAUCACACGAGCUCUUCACAGCCGCCACCGAGCCGGCGGACGGCCUCAAGACUGAACUGAUCUCCAGUCAGCGCGCCGCCCUGGAGCAGAUGGCCGUCAAGCUGAGCAGCCUGCGCUACCCCUCGUCCACCAGCAGGAGGCACUACAGUCAGAUGGCCAGAAGCAACAGUCUGCAGGAGUUUGAGGCCGAGUACCAGGAGCUCUGGGAUUGGCUGAUGGACAUGGACGCCAUGGUGAUGGACAGUCACCAGCUGAUGAUGUCAGAGGAGCAGAGACAUCACCUGUUCAAGAGCAGCCACGUAGAGCUGAUGAUGAUGGAGAGCAGGAAGACGAGCCUGCUGGGCCGAGCCGAGGCCCUGAAGAGGAGCGGCCUCGAGCUGCCCAGCAACUUCCACUGCAAAGUACACAACCUGACGCACACGUGGAGGCAGAUGGAGAAAAUCUUCUCGGACCAUCCCGGUCCCAGUUCCUCCCAGCAGAACCAGUCGGCCAACGUUCACGCUCUGCUGGUGGGGGGUCGCGGGGGCGGCGGCGGCGCGGUGGAGAACCCUCGCUCGGCCCUGAGCCCGCUGACCAACUCGCUCCUGGAGCAGCUGGAGGCGCGCAUCAAGGAGCUGAAGGCCUGGCUGCGAGACACCGAGCUCCUCAUCUUCAACUCGUGUCUCAGACAAGACAAGGACGCCUCGGAGCAGCUGCAGAGCUUCAAGUCUCUGUGUGUGGAGGUGCGAGCCCGACGCCGAGGAGUCUCCUCCGUCCUGAAGCUCUGCCAGAAGCUGCUGCAGCAGAGUCAGUCGGGCCCCAUGGCGGAGGUGGGCCCCGAGGCGGAGCAGCACCGGGAGGCCCUGCAGCUGCUGUCAAUCAACCUGGAGAGGAGGUGGGAGGCGAUCGUGAUGCAGGCGCUGCAGUGGCAGAACCGACUGAAGAGAGAGCAGCAGGUUCCUGGGAACUUUCUGGAACCAGGUCUGGUCGACCUCCACCAGAUCAGCCCGGUCCCGGUUGGCCCAGCGGCCCCUGUGCCAGAGGACUCCUGGGAGUGGGAUGAAACCGACAUGACAAUCACAGAAAUUGAAACACAAGAAGAACCAGAACCCGACCUGACGCACAACUUCACCACAGAACCAGAUCUGCCUUUGGACAUUGCGCUGUCCAACGGGAAUCAACCCGAGAGGAUUCGAACCGGAGUCCCAGCCCCUCAGCGUCCUGAGAAUCUGUCCAACACCGUGACAGGGUCAUCGUCAGAGGUCCAGCCGAGGGGGACGUCCCAACCCGCCCCCCCGAACAACAAUAACAUCUACCAGGUCUACAGCCUCCACAGCGUAGAACUAUUCAGACAACCGCAGUUUCCUCUCAGUUCGUCCUCUCUGCACAAAACCAAAUCAGGAAAACAGAAACAGCAACUCCUGCUGAAGAGCCUGAGUAAAGACUCCUCUUUCUCCUCCAUCGAAUCCCUCACAGACCUCCUGGGAGGUUCGAUGUCAAACAGCCGAGGAGGAGAUACGAUCAGUGGAUACCUGGAUGGAGAGGGUGAGAGGGAAGGUGGCAGAGGAAGUGGACAGUCGGCAAACAGUCGUCGGUCAGAGUGCGAGAGCGGAAUCGUUAGUGAUACAGGAGAAACAGAGACAACGACCAACUCUGAAAUCCAGGAAGAGGAGAAGGAGAAGGAAAAUGAGGAAGAUGAGGAAGAUGAGCAGAGGAAGGAGGAAACUGAUUUGACUGACUUGUGCAAAGACGUCACCAAGUACAACCAAAGAAACAAGACAGAGGAUAAGAAAGAGAAAGGAUGGAGGAGGGAUGAAAACAGAGCUGAAAGUAGAAGGAACAGAGAGGAGGAGAAGAGGAGGAGGCACAGGAGGGGAGGAGGGGAGGCGGUUGAGAUCCUGAUGAACAGGCGAGGGAUCCUGACGCCGACGGACUCUGACUCCGACUUUGAGGCAGGAGGACUCGGUGUGGACUCCUCAAAGCCCUUCGUGUCUCGCAGUCCCAUCCCAGGGUUGAAAGUUGACCAGCUCAGCAGUUUGGAGUCGUCCCCGGCUCUGAGCCGCCGGGCGUCCAGUCCCCUUCUGUCUCAGGGCUCCUCCCUGGAGUCUCUGCUGGCGCUGGGGGGGGAGCUGUUUCCCUCCAAAGACCCGUUGCAUCGUAGCGCCUCCCUGGAGAGCUGCCUGGCCCCGUGUCGCGGCACCGAAGGGGAGAACGGAGGCAGCCUGGCCAGCCUCGGGGAGCUGGACCUGGGGCCCAGCAGGGAGGGGGGGGGAGGACAGCAGGGGGAGGACAUGAAGACUGAACAUGUGCAGGGAGAACCAUCCUCGGGGGAGCUGAGUCGUAGAACCCUUGAUCUCCUGAAACGCCUGGAGAACAUCCAGAGUCCUCUGAUGGCAAAAAUGACCCGUAGUGUUUCUGACAUGACGCUCCGGGGGAGCUCCCCACCGCGGGGUCGAAUCCCUGCCUCUCCUUCCUUUGGUGGUCGACCCACACCCCUCUAUGAAAUGUCGAGCUCUUCACGGAGAGGGCCUCCAUCCCUGAUCAACGAGAGCUCGGCCACAGCAUCUCUGACCGAGCUGAGCAGCACCGAGGACUCAUCUGUCGGGUCGGAGGAUUUCGCUUUGCUCAGAAACCAGCGGCGCCAGUUCCUGGAUCCCAACAUGGCGGCAAAUGCAAACUCGGGCUCUUACAGGAAACGUGGACCCGGAAACAGCCGAGGAGGACAAUCGAUGGAUGAAGCGGAUGCGGCGAGCUUGAGCAUGGUGGUGAACGUGUCUUGUGCUUCGGCGUGCACGGAUGAGGACGAGGACGACAGCGACCUCCUGUCCUCCUCCACGCUAACGCUCACUGAGGAGGAGCUUGGCGUGCGGGACGGAGAGGACGAGGAGGAGGGGAGGUUGAGCUACGUCUCCUCAGGUAACGAGGACGAUGAGGAGGAGAUGGAGGGCUCUUACGUUCUGGGACUGGAGUACAUGAGGAGCGAGCUGCAGAGCUGGAUACGAGCUCCUCGCACCUCCUCUAAAACUGAGGCAGGUCUCAGGGACGAGCUGCAGUGUGGAACCCACCUCUCCUCCUUCAGCACCUCCUCUCACAACAAGGAGCAGCAGGUUUUCCUAAACCGCUCAGCUCCCAAACUCAUAGAGACCAGCACCAACAGUGGCAACGACAAAAAGAAGAGAGAGAAGAAGGAGCAGGAGGACGAGGAGGAGAACAGGAGGAAUGUAACGAGGAGCUACAUCAGCCAGUUUGUAGACGACGUGGAGAACGGGAACGUGGAUCAGAGCUGUUUGAAGGGGAAAGAUGAAGAUGACGAGCUCCUCCGAGAGGAGUCGAGUGUGUUCACAAAGAAAGGGGAGUCGCUGAGGGAGUCGUACGGGUUUGCUCCGACGGGGGAGUCGGUUCGGGACGUUGGCGGCUCGAUCGUGAAAACGGAAUCCAGCUCAACGAAGCAGCUUUCUUCACCUCCCGCCCGCGACCUCCUCCCGUUCAGACGGGCCUCCUCCUUGGUGGGACAGCUGCAGGGAGAGCUGCCCUGCCACAGCUCCUCCCUCCCCUCGCCUCUGUCCCUCUCCCCCGUCGAGGACUGCAGGUCCCAUGAUGCAUUGCACAGCAGCAGGCCAGAGGCAGGCGGCAGAAAGGCCAUCACCAUUCAGGAAAAGUUCAAAUUCUCCUCGUUUGUGACGGAGGAGACGAGGAGGGAGGUGAGGGACAAGGAAUCGUCCUUGCCUCCCAAGAAACGGCGCGGUUGUCAAGCGUCCUGCCACGACCACCGUGCUUCGUCCUCGUCCCUCCGUGCGUCCAGCGUGGACGAGGGCAAGACAGAGAACGUGCACGACUUUGUGAUGGAGAUUAUUGACAUGACCUCUCUGGCGCUGAGGAGCAAAGAGAAUCAGCCUGAAGACCUGAGCCAGGUGGAGGUCGGCGGGUCGAGUCCAGACCAGGGCCCCGCCUCCCUGACACAGAUCAGAGACAAGGUGCUGGAACACUCCCACCGGCCUCUCCACCUCCGUAAGGGAGACUUCUACUCCUACCUGUCGCUCUCCUCCCACGACAGCGACUGUGGCGAGGUCAGCCAGUGCUCCGAGGACAAGAGCUCCUCCCCCGCGCCGUACAGCCUCCCCUCCUACGCCUCCCCCCCCCCCACACAGGGCCUCCGCAGCCCGAGCCCGGGGCUGUUCACCAGCGCCCGGCGGCAGAGCGGCUCCCCGACGAGCCUCGACUCCAGGAACGACCUCCACGCUCUGGAUCUGAGGUCGGCCCACAGAGAAGCUAACGGCUCGGAGCCCACCAGCCCCUCCCAGUCCCUGCCCCCCAGCCCCGACAUCCGGGACGAGGAGACGCUGUUCGCAGCCUGCACCGAGGAGGUGUACCUGGGCCCGCCUCUCUGCUACAGCAUGGUGCUCACCAGGAAACCACGGACGCCGCGGCUGAAGGAGAACCAGCCGAGGAACCUGCCCUCCUCAGAUGAUACGUAUUUGACUCCAGGGGGGCCGCCUUCAGAACCCGGGGGUGUGAGGAGCCACUUGUGUCCCUCAGAGGAGUCAGUGUUGGACCAGACCCAGCGCUCCUUCCUUCCUCUCCUGGAGCCUCGUUACACCUCCUUCUCCACCUCCUCGCCCUCAACCACCAUCCCCGCCUCCCUCCAGGGGCCCGGCCGCCAGCCAAGAGACGACACCCCCCCCUCUCCUCCUGCCGUGUCCUCUGGCGCCGGGCGAGAGAGGCAAGGUGAGGACUGGCACCUCCUCUGUGAUGUCGCUGGGAGAGAAGUGGCGAGUGUCAGUGCGCCGCAGGAGCAGAGGAGUCGUAACGAGGCGCCUGCUUAUCUUAAUCCCCGGGCACGUGUCGGCCCGAUAGACUCCUCCGCAGCCCCGUGUUUGGAAGAUACUAAAACGCUUGAAUCCAAUAUGGGCCCCGUAAUGACCGAGAUAAGUGUCUGCGGCUCCGCUACAAAUCCCUCAAAAGAGCCGGGCGCCACGCGUAUUAAUCCCAAAAUUAACUGCCCGCCGAUGAGGGAGGCAGAUAGGGGGGGGGAGGAGGAGGGGGGGCGGCGAGGAGGAGACGCUCGGCGGGUGAAGCGGGAGGAGAAGACGACGAGAGGGCGGAGCGGCUCGCAGCAGGAGGCGAGGGCGGUGCCGGCAAAGCAGGUCAGCGCUCAGUCGACUGUCACUCACAGCCCCAGAGCGGCACAGGGGCGGAGCCAGGCCUCAGUGAGACACCCCCCCUCGAGGGCGGGGCCAGUGAGGCGACUACCUGUGCCGGGAGCUGGAACCUCCGGGAUCCAGCUGUAGGGGGCGCUCUCUGCGUCCCCCCCCCCCCCCCCCCUGCUGAGCCUCUCUCUCUCCCGGGCUCCGACCCUCCGGCUGCCUCCUCUGAUCUGAGCUGAUCUCCACAGAGCGGACAGAGAGCUCAGGGUGACCUUCACUCCACGUUCCCAGGGAUGAACUGUGGAUUCUGAUAUUUACAAAACUGUUCCAGCCUCGUUAAUGAAAGAGUUAGGAAAUAAAACAUGUAGUGAACUUAUAUCCAAGCAUUUAAAUGUCAUUAUCCGGUUGUUAGACAAACAGUGAACUGAGCUCACAGGCAGGGGGGGGGGGGGUGUCUCCAAGGUCACAGGUCAGACAUUGAAACUGGGCUGAACAGAAAAACACAUUUCCAGUCAGAACAGAAUCCGCUCCAUCUUCUCAGGCCUGGUGCACACGAGAGGAUUUCAAACACUUCAAAACCUACGACUCCACAGACACGAUGACAGAUUUAAUCAAUUAUUAAAAUCAUAUUCAUUAAAAACACAGUAACUGGACGAUUUGACCGGAACAUCGUGAUUCUAGAGACUCGAACGUGACUUCAGAAGAGAAACUAACAUGGAGGAGGAUCGAAUGCAAAACGUGGAGCGAGGGUUUGAAGCUCGAGCUGAGUUGUAUACGUUGUUUUUUUUGUUGUUGUUUUUAUUAGCUGCUGUAAAAGUAAACAACAUCUGGUUGGUCACUCUUCCCGCUCAGCUCGCUCCCAUUGGCUGUCGAGGGGUCAUGACCCAACAUGGUUGAUAUUCACGAUUCGAGAUCCGACACAAUCUGUAGCUUUAAGAUUAUUUCGAUAGUUCCCUGAUAGUCGGAAGGGGAUGAAUCUAAAUUGGCCCAGUUUGUCCUUGAGUGCGCACCAGCCCCAGUUUAAUCACCCAGUAUGUCCAGUAGGGGGGGAAUGUGAGUCGGCUGCUGCUUCACGCUCUCACAGACCUUCUGUGUUUUCUUAUUGACUUAUUGAGGUGGAGUUUGUCUGGUUCAGGUUCUUCUGGUUGUUUUCUGGAGCUACCUCAGUUCUGCUUCUGCUGGGACACACACGUCUUCAGCCACUUUGCAUGAGCUUUAACUUUCACUCACUGUUCGUCUGAAUCAACCUGUUGUCUUAUCAACACACGGUGAAAGUGCAGUGUUGUAGCACAGGUAGCAUGUUCUCAGUCUGUAGCUGGAGCUGACGUCAGUGUUCAUGUCAAUGUGCUGGACAGCUACACAGCUACAUGUCAUGAGACUCAGUGGACGGACGAUAACAUCUCAUCUCACAGCCGGAGCUUCUCCAGACGCAUCAAGUCAACUUAACGUGUUUUAUGUAGAAAGAUCCACACACACAUCAGUGUAAUCAGCUUUAUUGGAGUUCAACAUAAAACUUUACACGAUAAGAAGUAAAGUUAACUUAUAAUUUACAGUAGAUGCUGAAAUAGAAGUGUAUUAUCGUGAGUGUAACACGAGUUGAGGAUUGGACAACGUCGUGGUUCUCGUUUGAUCUUUAUUUUGAAGGAGGAUCACAGGAAGUCAGAGCUGGAACUGCUGAGAGAAAGUUCAGUAUCUGUUUAUUUAGAAUCAUUUGAUCAUUUUAUACCAGUUUGAGGAGAUUUUACUCCACAACAGGUGUAAACUGGACUUUAUGAGUCAGAUACACAGAAAUAUACACAGAAUGUUCUGAAAAUCAUCAAAUCAGAAAUCAGAGGCUCCCUAUGCUCCUCUGUGAAAUUAACUUUUAUUUAAUUGAUUUGUUUCGUAAAGAAUUCUGCUUUGCAUUGUCAGUCCCUAGCCAGUAGGGGCUGCUGCCGCCGUCGUAGUGAAGUUUGUUGAAAGUUACAAGUGUGAACUCUCCCCUCAACUUCCACCUGAUCGUGACCACUACUUUACUCAAGAGGCAGGGAUUGGUCGAUCCCCAGUGAACACUCUCAUUGGUCGAGCGGGUUGGAUGAACCUGAAAUAUUUGCUACGCUAGCUCGACUGAAGUGAAGCCCCCCCCCCCAAAAAAAAUAUAUGUAAAAUCAAAACAACAUUUUUGUCUAUGCAACACGACCAAAGUUGGCGAACGCUGGUGUGGUGUUGUUGUGUAGGCGUUGAGGUGUGAUGACUGUUGGCGAGGACGUGUGUUGUUGUUAAUGCUGUACGUACAACACGACUGUAACAUGUGUUGAUUUCUUUUUUUAUUCUCCUGAGACGAUGAUUAGCAGUUAACACUGGGGUUUGGGAUUGGUGUUGAGACGGGUGUGUGUGUCUGUGUGUGUGUCCGUGUGUGUGUGGGACAAACUAGGGUUUAAAAUCUUUAAACUAUAAUUGUGUGCCUUGCUCUACUGUUACUACUUCGACCUUUUCUUUAGUGAAGUCAAACCACUGCUUCGGUGAUGAAAACAUGCAACGACAUAUUCAAAAUGAGAAUCAAACAGUUUAAUGCGAGGUUGAUGUUGAACCUGUGUAAAUAUGUAAAGGUGUGAAACCUCGGUGUGACGCGCAGGGGGAGGAAUGCUUGGUGUUUGUGUUUAUUUAUGUUUUGUGGUCUGUGAUGUGAAAUAUCUUUAUUAUUAGUAUUGGCCAUAAAGAGCUUGACUGCAUGGAUCCUGCUGAAUACAAUGUAAAACCAACUGUUGACAAAUAAACUUAAUUUAUUGGAAAAAUAAAAAAA